AUGUUGGACUGGGACAAUGAUAAACUCAUGUCCGAAUGGGACAAGACCUACGUAUCGACCAAUGUUAAACCCGGGGCAAGGCCAUACGACCGAGGGCUUUUCCUGAAGCUCAAUGAUGAAUUGUUCCGAUUACAACCAGAGUUGCAAACCCUCAGCCACGCAAUUAUUGCAGCUGCAUGUUGCGCAGUAGGCCGGGCUGAUGUCGUUGGCCGGUUUUUCGACGACAUUACAACCGACGCGUCUCCAGAAUAUUCCGAAAAUAUUUUUCUUUGUCUUCGAGAAGCAAUUACCAUCAUUUUUCCCUACCUGGGGAUGCCCACAUGUAUCCCAGCAUGCUAUGGCAUGGUCGGCGUUGUGCAACGAAAAGGCCCUGAAUACGCAUCGACCAGAGUACUCCGCAAGGAUACCAUUGGUGAGGAUGAUGUCCACCGAGGUCGAGUUCUCCGAGACCGGAUCUAUAGCGGAGUGGGAAACUCCCAAAUCUUCGGUUUAAUGGAUCAGUACUUCACAGAUUUAUUUACCUGCUCCACAGUUGUCACGUGGGGCUAUUUGAUCGCAAAGGCGAACGAGGAGGUCUUUCAGCCCAAUGAGUCACACUUGAUUAUUGUAACUGCCAUCGCUGCAUUAGGAGCCACUAGACAAGCAAGAAGUCACAUAAAAGCGACUUUGGGUAUCCAGAACACAGUUGACAGCGUAAAGGCUGUGCUCCAAACCGUUAUGAAGAUCUCUGAAUGGGCCGAUCGUCCAAUUCAUCCAGUUGAUGUGGAUGGUUUGGCCGAACAAAUGCAUUCAACAGCUAGAAGCUGA
Molecule: messenger RNA, 807 nt
Organism: Penicillium canariense
Lineage: Eukaryota; Fungi; Ascomycota; Eurotiomycetes; Eurotiales; Aspergillaceae
Exons: 3
Coding region: 1-807 (268 amino acids)
Source: RefSeq, a predicted model, not a curated record